Molecule: messenger RNA, 1017 nt
Organism: Aspergillus campestris IBT 28561
Lineage: Eukaryota; Fungi; Ascomycota; Eurotiomycetes; Eurotiales; Aspergillaceae
Product: S-adenosylmethionine-dependent methyltransferase
Exons: 3
Coding region: 1-1017 (338 amino acids)
Source: RefSeq, a predicted model, not a curated record
AUGGACGACCUCACCAACUUCUUAACAUCCAUUGGUCCAGAGGUAGAAGAUGCCGACGAGGAGUCCUUCUUCCUCUUCUCCCAAGACAUUCCCUCCUCCAACCUGGGCUUCGUCGACUCCCGCGCCCCGUCCCUCGACGUCUCCAUCCACGGACAGGACUAUGUCGUCCGCCAGUCUCCGACGCUGCUUUCGUCGUCUAGAGCGGGUGGGACAACCGGUGCCGUCCUCUGGAAAAUCACCCCCCUAAUCGCAGAAUGGCUCUCCCACACCUCGAAAAACCCCCUCUGGACGAACUCCAUCCUGAACGAAUCCUCCACAGUCCUCGAACUCGGCUGCGGCAUCUCCUCCCUCCUGGCGCUGACCCUCGCCCCGUCGAUCGGACACUACGUCGCCACAGAUCAGGAAUAUGUCCGUCGUUUGCUCCGCGAGAAUCUCGACGAGAAUGUUCCUUCUUCGUCUUCGUCUUCUCCCUCGUCGUCUUCGCCGAGGAUGGGAUCUAAAGGGCGACAGAGAAGACAGAAACAGCUGCCACAACAGCAGCGCAGCCCCACCAGUAACAUCACAUUCGCAGCCCUAGACUGGGAAACCGACAUCCCGGCCUCCCUAAAAGAGUCUCUCUCUCUCUCCUCUCCCACCCCCAGACCAACCGAAGACGAAGCCGACGAAGACGAAGACGAAGAACCAGAUCAAGGCUUCGACGUCCUCCUCUCCUGCGACUGCAUCUACAACGAAGCACUAGUAGCGCCCUUCGUGCGCACCUGCGCCGACUUCUGCCGUCUACGGCCUACAUACACUCCUGACCAGGAUCGGGCGCAGCAGAACCAGCAGAGUAAAAGAAAGAAACCAACGGUGUGCAUAAUCGCGCAGCAGCAGCGCACGCCGGACGUGUUUGAGACGUGGUUGAGGGAGUCGAUGCGGGUGUUUCGCGUGUGGAGGGUCGCGGAUGAGGUGUUGGGCGGGAAGUUGGGGGUUGGGUCGGGGUAUUUGGUGCAUGUUUUGGUGUUGAGGGGUGAUUAG